Molecule: messenger RNA, 3889 nt
Organism: Jaculus jaculus (lesser Egyptian jerboa)
Lineage: Eukaryota; Metazoa; Chordata; Mammalia; Rodentia; Dipodidae
Gene: St18
Product: ST18 C2H2C-type zinc finger transcription factor
Exons: 24
Coding region: 622-3705 (1027 amino acids)
Biological process (GO): regulation of transcription by RNA polymerase II
Cellular component (GO): nucleus
Molecular function (GO): zinc ion binding; DNA-binding transcription factor activity, RNA polymerase II-specific; RNA polymerase II cis-regulatory region sequence-specific DNA binding
Source: RefSeq, a predicted model, not a curated record
CUACACACGCAGGUGCUUAUCUCUAAGCAGUCAAAGGCACUGGAUGUCAUAUCAUGGGAACUACCUUUCAAAGAAACAGCUUUAGUCUUUCCUUUCAGCACACAAGGGAGGAGAAAAAUAUAAGUUUUGGAAACACACAAAAAAAGCCCCCAGUUCUGUGAAAUUCCUUCAAGGAUUGCGUCACUUUCGUUUUAUGUGGCUGCAUGCUCAUACCAAAUCUAAGAAAUGGACACUCUCCAAUUCAAAUACAGUAGCUGUUAGGGAAGGAUGAAUUUCAGAAUUCCCCACUAAAUUGGAAAAAGAUAUUUAGUCACUCUGAGGGGCAGAGAAAACAGUUGGCAUACAAGUUACCUGGAGAAAUGAAGUGGAAUGACCUCAGGACUUGGUGUUCGUGUUACAGAUGGAUGCAGAGGCUGAAGAUAAAACACUGCGUACCUGCUCAAAGAGGACAGAAGGACCAGAGCAAGAAGAAAGUCAAUCCACCAGUGAGAAGUCAAGUGUGGUCUGACCCAGCCACUUCCUGGUUAUUAUCUCUGUGUGGGUGAAAAGUUUCAGUCACGAAGUUUUGGAAAUCAUCAACUGAAUUGAAACUUUCUUUUUGUGUGUGUGUGAACAGUGCCAAUGGAUUCUCUAAUCCAAGAGCUCAGUGUUGCAUAUGAUUGCUCUAUGGCGAAGAAGAGGAGAGCUGAAGAGCAGGUUUUGGGAGUCCCAGUCAACAAGAGGAAAUCCCUGCUGAUGAAGCCCCGACACUACAGCCCAGAUAUGGACUGCAAAGGAGAGCAAGAUGACAGGAACGAGGAUGAUGGUCCCUUAGACACGAGUGAGCACUCCAUUGAAGAAGGAAUCAUAAUAAAACCCAUGGAUAACACCCUUCAUUCACACGCACAAGAACACUCCCUCCGGAAGGAAGACCCAUACACCUGCUAUCCAGAGCUCACAGUGAAGUCUUUAAUGCACGUGGGGAAGUUUGAGAAAAAUAUGACCACAAACAUAGUAAGUGAAAACUUAAAUGACAGUGGUAUCCAGUCUUUAAAAGCAGAGAGUGAGGAGGCAGACGAGUACUUCCUGAUUCCCUCUGAUGAUGGAAGAAACCAAGUUGAUGGUUCCCAGCCACCAUUCUGCCCCUCUGACAACAGUGAAAGUAACUCUGAAAGUGCAGAGAAUGGAUGGGACAGUGGCUCCAACUUGUCAGAAGACACCAAACCUCACACAGGCCCCAAAUACACGUUGGCAGAUAACAAAAAAGACCUAAUGGACGUUCCUGCAGUAAAAGCUGAAGGUGACAAAUUGGUGCCAUAUGAGAGCAAGGGUGACUCGGACUCAGACGGGAGAGACCCACAGAACCCCCGCGUGAGGCCCUUGGACGUCAGAUCCCAGCCUUUACUCCCUGAAGCUGAAGAGGAAGAUGGCAAGAGCCCAGCCACAGUGACAGAGGAGCCUGGUGACCUGGAGAAACCCCAGGGAAACCUGAGGCUACUGGAGAAAGCCAUCGCUGUGCAGGCUGAGCGGGGCUGUGGGCUCCACCACAUGUACGGCGAGUUGGACCACUUCCUCCUAGACCAUCUAGCCCGGGAAAGGAAGCACAGCAAAGUUGCUGAUAUCGGAGGAAGACAGAUCUUCAACAGCAAACAUUCACCAAGGCCUGAAAAGAGGGAGACCAAGUGCCCCAUCCCUGGGUGUGAUGGCACAGGGCAUGUGACAGGGCUCUACCCCCACCAUCGCAGCCUUUCAGGGUGCCCUCACAAAGUACGGGUUCCUCUGGAAAUUCUUGCCAUGCAUGAAAAUGUGCUCAAGUGUCCCACCCCAGGAUGCACCGGAAGGGGCCAUGUGAACAGCAACCGCAACACUCACAGGAGUCUUUCUGGUUGUCCAAUUGCUGCAGCUGAAAAACUGGCCAUGUCCCAGGACAAAAAUCAGCUUGAUUCUUCCCAGACCAGGCAUUGUUCUGACUUGACCCACAGGACAAGCUUGGUGAAGCAAAUUGAAUUCAAUUUCCGUUCCCAAGCCAUCACCUCUCCUAGAGUCACCGUGUCAAAAGAACAAGAGAAGUUCGGGAAAGUACCCUUUGAUUAUGCCAGUUUUGAUGCGCAAGUUUUUGGUAAACGUCCUCUGAUACAAACAGGGCAAGGACAAAAAACACCGCCAUUUCCUGAAUCAAAGCCUUUUUCAAAUCCAGUGAAAUUUCCUAAUCGCUUGCCUAGUGCCGGUGCCCACACACAGCGCACGGGCCGUGCCAGCUCUUACGGCUACGGUCAAUGCAGUGAAGACACCCACAUAGCGGCAGCUGCUGCCAUCCUGAACCUUUCCACCCGCUGCAGGGAAGCCGCAGACAUCCUCUCCAACAAACCACAGAGCCUGCAUGCCAAGGGAGCUGAGAUAGAGGUGGAUGAAAAUGGUACACUGGACUUAAGCAUGAAAAAAAAUCGAAUACCAGACAAGGCUACCCCCCUCACUUCCUCCAGUACUACCAUUCCUACCCCGUCCUCCUCUCCGUUUAAAGCAAGCAGCAUUUUGGUCAAUGCUGCAUUCUACCAGGCCCUCUGUGACCAGGAAGGCUGGGACACACCCAUCAACUACAGCAAAACCCACGGGAAGGCAGAGGAGGAAAAAGAGAAAGACCCCAUGAACUCUCUAGAAAAUUUAGAGGAAAAAAAGUUUCCUGGAGAGCCCUCUAUGCCAAGUCCAAAACCCAAGCUCCACACAAGAGACCUUAAGAAAGAACUAAUCACCUGUCCAACACCAGGAUGCGAUGGUAGCGGGCAUGUCACAGGCAACUAUGCAUCUCACCGCAGUGUUUCAGGAUGCCCGUUAGCAGAUAAGACUCUCAAGUCCCUCAUGGCAGCCAACUCCCAGGAGCUUAAGUGCCCAACGCCAGGUUGUGAUGGUUCCGGGCAUGUCACUGGAAACUAUGCUUCCCACAGGAGCUUGUCUGGCUGCCCUCGUGCAAGGAAAGGUGGUGUCAAAGUUACCCCUGCCAAGGAAGAAAAGGAAGAUCCUGAACUGAAAUGUCCUGUAAUAGGAUGUGAUGGCCAAGGUCACAUAUCAGGUAAAUACACUUCACACCGCACAGCUUCUGGCUGUCCCCUGGCUGCCAAGAGACAGAAGGAGAAUCCUCUCAGUGGAGGCCCUCUCUCCUGGAAACUAAACAAGCAAGAACUGCCCCACUGUCCCUUGCCAGGCUGCAACGGGCUAGGUCAUGUAAAUAAUGUUUUCGUCACCCACAGAAGCUUAUCUGGAUGUCCUCUCAAUGCACAAGUACUCAAAAAGGGAAAGAUAUCUGAGGAGCUAAUGACCAUCAAGCUCAAAGCAACUGGGGGUAUAGAGGGUGAUGAAGAAAUUAGGCAUUUAGAUGAAGAAAUAAAGGAACUGAAUGAAUCCAACCUUAAAAUUGAAGCAGACAUGAUGAAACUUCAGACACAGAUCACAUCAAUGGAGAGCAACCUGAAGACGAUAGAGGAGGAGAACAAGCUCAUAGAGCAGAACAAUGAAAGUCUGCUGAAAGAGCUGGCGGGGCUCAGCCAAGCGCUCAUCUCAAGUCUUGCUGACAUACAGCUGCCACAGAUGGGGCCUAUCAAUGAGCAGAAUUUUGAAGCAUAUGUAAAUACACUCACAGACAUGUACAGCAAUCUGGAACGGGACUAUUCCCCGGAAUGCAAAGCUCUACUGGAAAGUAUCAAACAGGCAGUGAAGGGUAUCCAUGUGUAGGAUCACAGCGCUGGCUGCCGGGCAGAGGUUACCAACAGCAGUGAACUCCAUCCAGAUGGGUCUGCGUGGGGCUCGUAUACUCUUAAGGCAUGCAGGCUGCCCUACUGCAUUUAUAACUGCAACAUUGCACUAAUUUUUCCCCAGCUGACAUAAAAAGGAAAGAAAAACUAUGAUAGACUCUUUG